AUGACCCAAACAAACUACGAAAGAAGAAAAAGAUUAAGAAGACAAAGGGCUAGACGAAAGAAGAGAAUUAGACAAAUUAUUUCAGUUUCAAUUUUUGUCUUAAUACUUAUUUUUAUAUUUUCAAAAAUCUUUUCUGGAGUAAAAAACUCAAAAGACGCAGAAGUUUCACCUGCCCUAAUGUGGUACUACACAAAUGAAAUUUAUAAGGACAGGCCAAGACCAAUCUUUUAUGAAAAAGAAUACAUCUCUAAUAUUGCCUUGGACAAACUAGAUCAACUGGAAAAUGAAUUUAUAGUCAAGGGAUCCAAUCACCUAAAGAAGGUUGACAAGUAUGCCUAUGACGCAAAAAAAAUUCGUGACUUCACAGUCCACCAAAACUACAAGGGUAAUAAGAAAAUUGUAUUCUUGACCUUUGACGAUGGACCAAAUAAUGAAAUUACUCCACAAGUUCUAGAUACGUUAAAGAAGGAAAAUGUCAGAGCAACUUUCUUCCUUGUCGGCAAGUCUAUUGGCGACAAGACUGCAGGACGUAUAAGAGAAAUUCUAGCAAAUGGUAACACCAUUGGUACUCACUCCUUCUCCCACGACUAUGACUACCUCUACCCAGGAAGAACUGUAAAUGUGGAAAGAGUUUAUGAUGAAAUAGAAAAGACUAAUGAAAGACUUAAAAAUAUUUUAGGUGAUGAUUUUCAUUCAAAGGUCUUUAGGUAUCCAGGCGGCGAAAUGUCAUGGAACAAUAUUGAAGCUUCCGAUUCAUAUCUAGCAUCAAAAGAUAUAAAUUGGAUUGACUGGAACUGCCUUGUUGGUGAUGCAGAGAAAAAAUCUGUGAGACCAACAACAAUCCAAGGUCAAAUCGAAUAUCUUGACAAGUCACUUAACGAAAAUAAGAACACAAAGAUUGCAGUUGUUCUUGCUCACGAUGCAACAAACAAGCAACUAACAGCUGACUCUCUAUCAGAAGUUAUAAAAUACUUUAGAGACAGGGACUAUGAAUUUGGACUUUUAAAAUAA
Trichomonas vaginalis G3 is the source of this 1011-nucleotide messenger RNA. RefSeq names its product chitooligosaccharide deactylase. The transcript has a single exon. The record is from RefSeq and is a predicted model, not a curated record. Gene Ontology annotation, molecular function: hydrolase activity, acting on carbon-nitrogen (but not peptide) bonds. Gene Ontology annotation, biological process: carbohydrate metabolic process. Gene Ontology annotation, cellular component: membrane. Lineage: Eukaryota; Parabasalia; Trichomonadida; Trichomonadidae. The coding region runs from base 1 to 1011 and encodes 336 amino acids.